This is a messenger RNA of Cladophialophora psammophila CBS 110553, 1125 nucleotides long. RefSeq lists its product as uncharacterized. The record is from RefSeq and is a predicted model, not a curated record. The coding region runs from base 1 to 1125 and encodes 374 amino acids. The transcript has a single exon. NCBI's taxonomy places the organism in Eukaryota, Fungi, Ascomycota, Eurotiomycetes, Chaetothyriales, Herpotrichiellaceae.
AUGGUUGAGCUGAUCCCUCCUCCUGACCCUCUCUCUUUGCUCCCUCCCUUGCUGGCAUGUCUACCUACCUCCUUCGCGUCUCCCCGACCUCCGCCCGCGCUGCUACCUUUGCUGUCUCCCAUACUACGACAGCGGUUACAAAUACACACCUCGACUUCCUCGCGCGACAACUGGGCUGCGCUGUUGUGCUGGGAUGCAAAGAAAGGCGAAGUGCUGAGGGACAAGAUCGAAGGCACUGUGUUCGAGCCUCACCCGGCUUCCGGUGAGAUCGAGGUUGGCGAAACACACCCGAUCACAUACAAGAGAUUUGACGAAGAAACACUACGGGCACAAAUCCCUCUGAUCGACUGGCCAUUUACCACUUUGUAUGUGUGGUGCACCGGCAGUGAAGAGGGAAAUUCCUGGAAGCUUGCAGAAUUAUUGCCGUUUGACCAAGCCCUUCAGAAAGACCCCUCAUGGUCGACCUCUGUUGCAGCAGCAAACGAGAGCUCCAAGGAGAGACUGGUGAACGAAGCUCUGCAGGAAGCCGACGACGCUGCAAACGCGAGGGGUCAGAGAAAUCUCUCGGUUCCUCCCCCAAACGAAGAUGACUACUGGGCCAUGUAUGACCACACACCUAGCAGGACACCUGCUCGGAAAGAAUCGGUCCACCCUCCGCAAGGACCUUCUGAAGAAGAUUAUUACGCUCGAUAUGGAAGUGUCCAACCUGCCAUGGAUAACCAUGACCCCGACGAGGAGAUGGAAGGCAUUCAAGAACCUCGUCUGAAUGGGCAUGCGCUGCAGCAGAUGCUGUCGGGACACCAGCAACCACAUACAGAACCGGAGCCGCCUCCAUAUCAAGGAUCUUUCGCCGACCACCUUCUAAAUGAUGCAGACGACAUAGAAGUGGAGGUCAACCAUCCAGUGCCCUCGUCACCGUCGUCGAGGGGAUCCGAUGCGGUGGCUCGGCUGGAAGAGCAUGCAGAGCGAUAUGGAGCCUCUGAAAUCGGAAUCAGGCAGCAUAUCAGUACCAGCAUGAAAAGCAUGUAUCGGUUGGCCCGUAGUGCGGGCAUCAACCGCGAGGAAUUUGAGCGGAUGAUGCAAAGGGAAUUGGAAACCCUGAGUCUUCUGGAUCUGGAUGAGUAA